This is a messenger RNA of Kalmanozyma brasiliensis GHG001, 705 nucleotides long. Its product is annotated as Glutathione-dependent formaldehyde-activating enzyme/centromere protein V. NCBI's taxonomy places the organism in Eukaryota, Fungi, Basidiomycota, Ustilaginomycetes, Ustilaginales. The record is from RefSeq and is a predicted model, not a curated record. The transcript is spliced from 7 exons. Gene Ontology annotation, molecular function: carbon-sulfur lyase activity. Bases 1 to 705 code for a protein of 234 amino acids.
AUGCCCGGACAGAACAGCAAGCAGAACAGCAACGGCAAAGCCGAGCAAGGCGCUCAGAGAUGCAGCCAAGGUCAUCAGCUCAGAGAGCCUCCCAACACCGGCUGGAACGGUCCUAUCCCGGCCAAAGACGGCGGUCGCGAGGAAGGAUACUUGCAAAAGCCGCCUUACUCUUGGGAGUCGAAGGAGUUCCAGGUCAAGUAUCGUGCCAAGUGUUGGUGCGGAAAGCUCGAAUUCGAAUACCACGGCGACCCGAUCGACGCCAAGCACUGCCACUGCACACAAUGCCAGCGUCUACACGGCGCACCGUUCCAAUGGGCGGCGCUGUUUCACAAGACCUCGGUACGCCUCGCCAAGCACUGCGAUCCGCUCAACUUGGACUUUUUCAGCACGCAGGAGGGGCACAGCGAACACAGCGUGCCGUGCAAGAUCAGCUGCAGAAACUGCCGAAGUCCGAUGGCUGACGAGGGACGAAACAUGGUCAUGGCCUACCCGUCCUCGUUCGUGUUCAAAGACCAUGUCGUUCCCGCCGUCUUCGCCCCGACAGCGCACAUCUUCUACGGCGAGCGUGUGAUGGAUCUGGACGACGAUAUUCCCAAGUGGGCGGGCCACAAAAAUUCGUCGGAGCAGCUGCCGCACGCGCCCAAAGAUUCGACGGACAGGACGAUGGGCAAAGGCAAACGGCACAAGGUGGACGAGCGGGAUUGA